AUAAACCCAUCAGACCCCUAUAGACCCAUUAGGCCGAUGACAUUUCACCAAACAAAAAACGCCAUGAAGCUCACUUCUCUCUUCCCUCUCCUCUUUCUCGUCCCUCUCUUAGCCUCAUGCGCUGAAAAGAAACAGGUGUAUAUUGUCUACUUUGGAGAACAUAAAGGUGAUAAAGCUUUUAACGAAAUUGAAGAACAUCACCAUUCUUAUCUUUUAUCGGUUAAAGAAUCUGAACAAGACGCCAGAUCAUCGCUAUUGUAUAGCUACAAACAUAGCAUCAAUGGCUUCGCAGCUGAGCUAACCCCUGAAGAAGCCUCUAAACUAGAAAAGUUAGAAGAGGUUGUUUCGGUAAUCGAGAGCCACCCAAGAAAACAUGAAACACAUACGACACGGUCAUGGGAAUUUGUAGGAUUAGAGGACGAGGAGAAACCCGACGAGGUUGAUGUUCGACGUCAAAAAAACCAUGUGGAUGAUGAUCGGUUUCGCGUCGGAAGAAAGUUUCUGAAGCAUGCAAAGCAUGGAGAUGGUGUCAUCGUCGGUGUUAUCGACAGUGGAGUGUGGCCAGAAUCAAAGAGCUUCAGUGACAAAGGAAUGGGGCCCAUUCCAAAAUCAUGGAGAGGAAUCUGCCAAACCGGAUUUGCCUUUAACUCUUCUCACUGCAACCGGAAAAUUAUUGGAGCAAGGUAUUACGCGAAAGGAUACGAAAGGUAUUACGGAUCGUUCAACGCUACAGCAAACAAAGACUUCUUGUCUCCACGAGACCCCGACGGACAUGGAUCCCACACAGCCUCUACCGCUGUUGGCCGCCGAGUCAACCGUGUAUCCGCUCUCGGCGGUUAUGCCAUGGGCUCGGCCUUAGGCGGUGCACCGUUGGCUCGUCUAGCCGUCUACAAAGCCUGUUGGGCCUAUCCCAACCAAGAAAAAGUAUUUGGAAACGUAUGUCUAGGAGAAGACAUGCUUGCGGCGUUUGAUGACGCGAUCGCUGAUGGCGUUCACGUUAUUAGCAUUUCGGUCGGGAGUUUCGAUCGUUUGCCGUAUUCGCAAGAUGGAAUCGCGAUAGGAGCGUUGCAUGCGGUUAAAAGAAAUGUUGUGGUUGUGGCUAGCGCGGGGAACUAUGGGCCGACACCUGGGACUUUGUCGAAUCCGGCACCUUGGCUUAUUACUGUCGGAGCUAGUAGCCUUGAUCGGGAUUUCAUCGGAGGACUUGUUCUUGGUAAUGGCUAUACAGUCGAGACGGAGUCGAUUACGGCAUUGAAAAUGAACAAAUUUGCACCUCUUGUUUACGCUGGUGACGUGUCUGUUCCUGGAAUUGCAUUGAACAACACAUACACAGCGCAAUGUUUACGGAAUUCACUAAAACCGGAGCUUGUGAAUGUACCUUACUCUCACUUCGUUGCAACUGCCUCUGUUACCCCCACGGUGGUCGAAAAAGUUCUCGACUACAUCAAAACUGGAAAAAACCCGACGGCUUUUAUCAUACCGGGGAAAACGGUUUACAAAUACCAACCAGCUCCUUCAAUGGCCGGGUUUUCUAGCCGCGGUCCGAACUUGGUAGACCUUAACAUUCUAAAGCCGGAUAUUACCGCACCGGGACUGAACAUACUAGCUGCAUGGAGCGGAGCGGAUUCACCGAGCAAAGUUUCGAUCGAUCAUAGAGUUGCAGAUUAUAAUUUCGACUCAGGAACUUCUAUGUCUUGUCCUCAUGUUUCUGGUGCAAUUGCUCUUCUCAAAGUUAUUCAUCCCAAAUGGAGUAGUGCUGCUCUAAGAUCUGCUCUUAUGACCACUGCUUUUAUGACCAAUGAUGAGAAGAAACCGAUCCAAGACACUAAUGGUUUACCCGCAAACCCGUUUGCGCUUGGGUCUGGACAUUUUAGACCAACAAAAGCUGAGGAUCCCGGUUUAGUCUACGACGCAUCUUACCAAGAUUACCUUCUCUAUGGUUGCUCAGCUGGUUUAACCAAUAUUGACCCGACAUUCAAAUGUCCACGUAAAAUCCCUCCCGGUUAUAAUCUCAAUUACCCGUCAAUUGCUAUCCCGAAUCUCCGCAGGAAGGUGACGGUUAAAAGAACGGUAACAAAUGUUGGAGAUGAUAACUCAACAACCACAUAUAAAUUCAGCUCUAAGCCGCCACAUGGUUUCUCGGUCAAGGCUAAACCGAGGGUGCUGACAUUUAACCGGAUUGGUCAAAAGAAGCGGUUUAAAAUCGUGAUCAGGGCACGGAGGCAUAAGAUGAUGAUGAAUGCGAGUGAAAAGGGUCAAUACCAAUUUGGAUGGUUUAAAUGGACUGACAACUACCAUGCCAUGAGACGCGUUUCUCUCUCCCUUCUCCUUUUUCUCGUCCCUCUCUUAGCUUCAUGCGCUAAAGAGAAGCAGGUGUAUAUAGUCUAUUUUGGAGAACAUAAAGGUGAUAAAGCCAUACAUGAAAUUGAAGAUCAUCAUCACUCUUAUCUUCAAUCUGUUAAGGAAUCCGUAGAAGACGCCAAAUCAUCGCUAUUGUACAGCUACACAAAACACAGCAUCAAUGGUUUCGCUGCUGAGCUAACACACGAUGAAGCCUCUAGACUAGAAAAACUGAAGGAAGUUGUAUCGGUAUUCAAGAGCAAUCCAAGAAAAAUAUAUAGGACCCAUACGACAAGAUCAUGGGAAUUUGUAGGAUUAAAAGAUGAAGAAGGGGAUUAUCGUGGCGGCGAAGGCGAUUAUAGACGUCACAGUAAUGACGUGAAUGAUCAGUUUCAUGUUGGAAGAAAGUUUUUGAAGAAGGCAAAACAAGGCGAGGGAGUCAUAGUUGGUGUUAUCGACAAUGGGGUGUGUGGCCAGAAUCAAGGAGUUUCAGUGACGAAGGAAUGGGGACCUAUUCCAAAAAUCAUGGAAAGGAAUCUGCCAAACCGGAAAAUUAUCGGGGCAAGGUAUUACGCAAGAGGGUACGAGAGAUAUUACGGACCGUUCGAUUGCCGCAGCUAAACAAAGACUUCUUGUCUCCACGGAGGACGCCGACGGACAUGGGACCCCAGGGGGGGGCGAUCUUCAACCGCUCCGUGGACGCCGUUGUUAGCGGUGUAUCUGCGUCGUUCAAACGGUAUUGCUAAGGGGCACGGCUUCAGGCGGUGCCUCAAUUGGCUUUCACCUAGCCGUGUACAAAGCUUGCAUGGGCCAUUCCAAACGCUGACAAAAACUACGGAAACACGUGUUGUCGACGAAGAUUGUUUUAGCUGCGGUGGGGGCGUUUUGACGAACGCGAUUGCUGAUGGGCGUUUCACGUCAUCAGUAUUUCGAUAGGAACGACUGUGACCUCAACCGUAUUUAAAAGACCGGAAUUCGCGAUUGGAGCGUUGCCAUGCGGUUAAGAGAGAAUAUUUGUGGUUGCGGCUAGUGCCGGUUAAUGAAGGACCAGGAGCUGAAAACGCUGUCGGAAUCCAAGCUCAUGGGAUUACUGUCGUAUGCUAGUAGUCUUGAUCGGUAUUUUAUCGGUCGUCUUGAACUUGGUGAUGGGCUAUAAAUACGAGUCGGACUCGUUGAACGACAUUAAAAAUGGAACAACCUUUGCUCCUCUUGUGUACGCAGCUGAUGAUAGCUGUUCCAAGUGUUUCGAUGAACUAUGCCACCGCUAGUUUACCGAUUCACUUUCAACCGAUCUUGUGAGAGGUAAGUUGUGUUAUGUUUGAGAGGUUACGGUUCAAGACUCGGUAAAAGCCUUGAAGUUAAACGAGCCGGAGGAGUCGGUAUGAUUUUAGAAAUUCUCGGGAUAACGAUGGAAUCAGACCGAUCCUCAUGUCGUAACCGACCGGGUUGGUUCUCUCGUCCGCGUCAUAAUUCUCGAUUAAAUUAUAUGUUAUAACCGGUGCUUCAUCAAACCAGCCAAAAACGUACUGUACCAUACCAAACGGAAGAUUCGGUUUAUCCAUCUCCAACCGCUCCUUUUAUGAACCAGUUUCCAGCCGUGGCCCAAGUGGUAGACCUAAACAUUUUAAAGCCGUAUUAACUGCACCGGGAUUAAAAUAUAUAGCUGCUGGAGCGGACAAUUCACAACGUUCGAUCGAUCGACGAGUACAGAUUAUAAUAUCGACUCAGGGACUUCUAUGUCUUGUCCACAUGUUGCUGGUGCAAUUGCUCUUCUCAAAAGCAUUCAUCCCACAUGGACUAGUGCUGCCAUAAGAUCUGCUCUCAUGACUACAGCUUCGAUGACCAACGAGGCCAAUGAAGCGAUCAAAGACUAUGAUGGUUACCCUGCAGACCCAUUUGCACUUGGUUCAGGACAUUUCAGACCAACAAAAGCAGCAUAUCCUGGUUUAGUCUACGAUGCGUCAUACCAAUCUUAUCUUCUCUAUUGCUGCUCACUUGCGAUGACCCAACAUUCAAAAAAUUGGUCCUACAAAACAAAGUUCCUCCCGCUUAUAACUUAAACUAUCCCUCAAUCUCAAUCAUAUCUCGCUGGGCAGUGGACCGUUUCGAGGACUGUCACAUGUGUUGAGUAACCGGUAAUUCAACACUGAGCACUUAUACUUCAGAUGCUCAACCACCGUUUGGUGUCUCGGUUAAGGUCUGACCGGAUGUGCUGGUUUCGUCGUAUUGGUCAAAGAAGCAGUUUAAUAUUUUUAUUCUUCAAACACAGAGAUACGAUAUACACGUGAGGCUCGGGAGAUAGGUAUCGGUUUGGAUGGUUGAGUUGGACUAUUGAAAUCAUGUUGUGAUAGUCCAAUUGCUGUUUCAUUGGGUUUGAUUCUUUAUUUGCUUUUUUUAGAGUAGUUUCUCUGGAACUUUAUUGUGGUCAAAAUAAAAAGAAAAUAAAUAAAUGUUUUGUUAAUCCACUCUCUAGAGGUCCUUUCCUGUGUUCCCUUUUUAAAAAAUGUGUGAUUCUAUAUAAUCUACUAUUCUUU
Thlaspi arvense is the source of this 4874-nucleotide messenger RNA. The record is from the annotation of a GenBank genome assembly. Lineage: Eukaryota; Viridiplantae; Streptophyta; Magnoliopsida; Brassicales; Brassicaceae.